This is a messenger RNA of Puntigrus tetrazona (Sumatra barb), 2604 nucleotides long. Its product is annotated as extracellular calcium-sensing receptor-like. Gene Ontology annotation, cellular component: membrane. NCBI's taxonomy places the organism in Eukaryota, Metazoa, Chordata, Actinopteri, Cypriniformes, Cyprinidae. Gene Ontology annotation, molecular function: G protein-coupled receptor activity. The coding region runs from base 1 to 2604 and encodes 867 amino acids. The record is from RefSeq and is a predicted model, not a curated record. The transcript is spliced from 6 exons. Gene Ontology annotation, biological process: G protein-coupled receptor signaling pathway.
AUGUGGUUAAUUCUGUAUGUUUGUUUGUUCUUGUCAUGCAACUCUCACAUCUUUGUAGCUUUGAUGGACAGUUCAGGAACCUGUAAGCUACAGGGACACUUUCAACUGAAUGGGAUGUAUAAGAAUGGAGACUUUCUCAUUGGUGGUUUGUUUGAGGUUCAGUACCUCAAAGCAUUUCCAGAACUGGGUUACAGAACAGAGCCAAAGCUACCACACUGUGAGCUCUUCUAUAUGACAAGCUUCCAGCAGGCAGCAACAAUGGUUUUUGCUAUCAGUGAGAUUAAUAACAAUCCAAACCUGCUGCCUAACAUCACACUUGGUUACCAAAUCUAUGACAACUGUUUAAGGCUUGGAGUGGCAUUCCGUGGUGCUACAGCUCUGGUUGGUGGGACAGAGGAGACCAUCUCUGACCUCAACUGCAAAGGGCCACCACCGGUGAUUGGACUCAUAGGUGAUCCAGGUUCUACUCAUUCUAUUGCAAUUUCCAGUGUCUUAGGGCUGUUUCGACUGCCUAUGAUCAGUUUCUAUGCCACCUGCUCAUGUUUGAGUAACAGGAAAAAGUACCCUUCUUUCUUCAGAACAAUCCCCAGUGAUGCUUUCCAGGUUCGGGCUAUGGUUCAGAUUUUGAGACAUUUUGGAUGGAGCUGGAUUGGUCUCCUUUACAGUGAUAAUGACUAUGGUGUCUACGCAGCUCAGUCCUUCCAUCAAGAAAUGCAGCUGUUUGGACAUUGUGUUGCUUUUUCUGAAAUACUGCCCAAUGUUAACAACCCCAGAGAUAUUCAGCGCAUAAUGAGAGUAAUUCAGGCCUCUACAGCUAGAGUACUGGUUGUUUUUUCCCCUUCAUCCUUAUUGAUACCUUUGAUGGAAGAGGUGGUAUUACAGAACAUGACAGGUAGGCAGUGGAUUGCAAGUGAAUCUUGGGCCACUACACCUAUGUUUCGCACACCACGUUUCAAACCAGUCUUGGGGGGCACACUGGCCAUUGCUAUCAGGAGUGGAGAGAUCCAAGGGCUUCAGGACUUUUUGUUACGUCUUCGUCCCAACACAGAUGAAAGAAAUAAUAUGUUGAGGAUCUUCUGGGAGAACAUGUUUGGGUGCAGUUUUGUAACUGAGAGUAAAGAUGGAGAGCAAGUGAAAAAGGUGUGCACAGGACAGGAAGAUCUGAGACAAACAAACACACCAUACACUGAUGUUUCUGCUUUGAGAGCACCCUACAAUGUGUAUAAGGCAGUUUAUGCUCUGGCACAUGCACUUCAUGACCUGAUGCAAUGUAAGGAGGGGAGAGGGCCAUUCAGUGGGAACAGCUGUGCGGACAUGUCAAAUCUAAAACCUUGGCAGCUGGUUCACUACCUACAGAAAGUCAACUUCACCACAGGCUUUGGGGAUCACGUGUCAUUUGAUAAGAAUGGAGAUGCUCUGCCCAUCUAUGAUGUGUUAAAUUGGCAACCAAGCUCUGAUGGAUCAAUAAGGUUCCACAAGAUUGGUGUAGUAAUUAAAGGGGCAGAAACAGGAAUGGUACCCAUUUUGGAUGAGAAUUUAAUCUACUGGAACUUUGAGUCUAAAAAACCCCCACGAUCUGUGUGUAAUGAAAGAUGCCCCCCAGGAACCAGACAAGCAAUAAAAAAGGGCCUUCCUCUCUGUUGUUUUGACUGUUUGCCAUGUGCAGAUGGAGAGAUUUCUAAUACAACAGAUGCUGUUGAGUGCAUAACAUGUCCAGGGGAGUUCUGGUCCAAUCCAGAUAAGGAUCAGUGUGUGCCCAAAGAAGUAGAGUUUCUAUCCUAUGAGGAUCCUCUGGGCAUCUCUCUGACCACUGCCUCUUUGCUUGGUUUAUGCUUCUGUGGUUUUGUGAUAAUCGUAUUUGCUCUUCACUAUAAUACUCCCAUUGUACGAGCCAACAAUUCAGAGCUCAGCUUCCUGCUGCUGUUGUCACUUAAACUGUGUUUUCUGUGUGUGCUGCUGUUCAUUGGCCGACCACAGUUAUGGACAUGUCAGUUAAGACAUGCUGUGUUUGGUAUAAGUUUUGUCCUGUGCAUCUCCAGCAUCCUGGUCAAGACUAUGGUAGUAAUAGCUGUGUUCAAGUCAUCUCGACCAGAGGGUAAAGGAGCAAUGAAAUGGUUUGAAGCUGCUCAACAAAGAUGCACAGUUCUGGUCUUAACAGCACUUCAGGUUGUGAUAUGUGCAGUCUGGCUAUCAACUGCCUCUCCAACACCACAUAAAAACAACCAGUAUAUCCGCUCUAAAAUAGUAUAUGAAUGUGCUAUAGGAUCAGUGGCAGGUUUUUCUUUGUUGUUGGGAUACAUUGGACUGUUGGCAGCAGUAAGCUUUCUGUUAGCUUUUCUUGCAAGAAAUCUUCCAGAUAAUUUUAAUGAAGCAAAGUUCAUCACUUUUAGUAUGUUGAUCUUCUGUGCUGUGUGGAUUGCAUUUGUUCCAGCAUAUGUGAGUUCUCCAGGGAAAUAUUCAGUGGCUGUGGAGAUAUUUGCUAUUUUAGCUUCUAGUUUUGGAUUACUGGUGGCCAUAUUUGCCCCAAAGUGCUACAUCAUUCUUUUACAUCCAGAGAGAAAUACUAAAAAAGCAAUCAUGGGAAGAGAAACACAAAAGAAAUAG